AUGGACCCGAGCGAUGGUGGAGCUCAAUCAUACAUUGAUGCCCUCUGUUCGCAGAUAAGGAACAGCCUCGUCAAAUCCACCUCAGGGCAGUCCUUUCUGCCUAACGACAAGCUCCACGAAAUAUUCAGCUUCACCACAAUCCAGCGCGCCGUCGAGAACCUGAAUUGCAAGAUAGACGACCGCAUCAGCUUGUCGAGUACUAUACACAAUGAGGGCAAAAGAGUGUUCGCCAUGCUCAUAUAUAGCAGAUGCCCAGAUCAGAUUGUGGAAUUUCGCAAACACAGGUUUCUUGAUAGCCGUCUCCCGCUGAGCGAAGUUGACGCGGAGCGCAUUGUAGGCAAACACGUUGGCUAUCUUCUAUUUGACACUUUUCAGUGGAUUUUCUGUCCUUAUGAAUUCUCAAAGACCAUGUGCGAGCAUCAUCAUGAAAUACAAAAAGGGGUCAUUCUCCCGUUCAUUAGUGUCGAGCCGGUUGGUAACGGCGCAUUCGGUGAGGUCAAGAAAGUCAAUAUUUUGGCGUCUCAGCAAGAUUUCAUGGAUGCAAAGGCAAUAGCACUCAAAAAGCUCAACAGUGGCGGAGCAACAGAAUGGCUUGAGAGAGAGAAGAGUUGCCUGCGACUCCUGAAUCGGUUGGAGCACCCCAACAUCAUUCCUUUUCUGGGCUCCUACACGUACCUAGAGGAUAAUUACUUACUAUUCCACUACAUUGACUUGGACCUUUGGAAAUUUCUGAGCGCGCAAGUACGCUAUGGAGACUUCAAAUGGGACUGCACCUUCUACUCGUCGCUCGCGGGACUUGCAUCGGCCUUGUCCACAACACACAAUUUCCAUCUCACUGAUGUUAAGCACGGCAUUGACUUGAAGGCCACUGGCUAUCAUCAUGACCUACGUCCGCCAAAUGUCCUGGUCGGGCCCGAUACCUUUCUUCUGGCCGACUUCGGACUGGGGAAAGUGAAGCCGGAGAAUGUACAUUCCAACACUGGAUACAAGGCAACAUGUGGUGAUUAUAUUGCGCCCGAGUGCACCGACGUGGAAGAAAACCCAAACACAGUGGGCCGAGCAAUUGACGUUUGGGCCUUUGGUUGUCUUCUCAUCGAUGUCGUCACCUACAUGUUGAAGGGGCCGUCGGGGGUUGAAGAAUUCCGCGCCAAGCGAUUGAUGCCUGCAAGGCUUCCUCAAUGGAAGGAUUCCGUCUUCUAUCAGCCUGAAGGUGACCUCAAGCAAGAGGUCCGCCAGUGGAUAGAGGACCUAAUUCGCGACCAACCCGAUUCGGUGAUGCCUCGCCAGCUGCUUGAGAUUUCGACUGAUUCUCUCCAACGUGAACCGCGAAACAGGCCCAGCAUGGACACUCUACAUCAGCGCUUGUCUAAUUUAAGCAUACGAAAGUACUUCUCGACCAUCCUAGACACCUUUCAAGAAACCUACAAGUUAGAAGAGCAGCUUCAUCCUCAAGCCCAGCGCCAUCUUGAGGGUCUUCGAUACGCACAGACACGAUUCAAGAUAUGGGGCAACACGCUUUCCCAACACAAUGACAUUGUUUCCGCCUAUGGAUUAGAGCAAAUAGAAAUGUCUAUGGAUAUCCUGAAAAAUAUACUCCGAAUGAUGGAAAGAUCGCAGAGGGAUAUCAGGACCGAUGGAUCUGGCAAUAAACCCCUAGUACGAAGCAUCAACAGCCUAUGGGACUUACUACCGGGCUCUCUCCGUCGGUCGGCUGAUUUCCAAUGGCAGCAGGAGACCAAGAGCACUGAAAUAGGCCACAGCCAAAACGCCCAAGACCAAAGUGAUGCAAUCCGUGAAGUCGAAUUGGCUGAUGGUCCAUCCGUUGUCGACAAUCACCUUGCGUCUCAAUUCGAAUUAGCCGCACGCACAUUCGAGAAGAAACUCCCGAAGCCCGACCUUUGGGUUCAGAUACUCGAGGUGACUUCGGUGAGUGAUUUAUACACAAUCACUGACAGUCUCCAAGAGGAGCAACGUCAGAAUAGUGGGCUCCGCAACCUGUCAAAGAUACAGCUUUAUCUGAAACGCCUCGAGGGUUUUGCAAACAUCAUCAGCGAUGUGGUAUCGAAAAGUCGAAAUGUUUUGGCAGUCAUCUGGGGACCACUUGCACUUCUUCUGCAGUGGGCUAAGACGCUGGAUUACGCUUUUGACUGUCUCUUAGGCGCCUUUGCUGAGGUAGGGAAAAGGUUGCCAGACUUUAUGGAAAUCGAUCAGAGUUCUGCGACGAAGGAGAUCCUAUUCCUCUUCUUCAAAGACUUGAUAGAUAUCUAUCUUGAGAUACUCAAGCCUUUCAAUCAUCCCAAAUGGAUGCAUGUCUUUGAAAGCUUUUGGCCAAGAUACGAGUUGCACAUACAAGAAAUCGUAUGUCAUGUUGAAAGGCACACUAGACUGAUGGGAAACAAUGUACAGAUCCAAGCAGAAGAAGAGUUUCGGAACAGGGCAUUAGAAAGCUUCAGAGACCAGCGUCUUGCAACUACGCGCCAAGAGUUCAACCGAAUCAAGACAUCUUUUAGCCCCAGUAGAUACGACAACAAGCUCUACCGUCUUCGCGAUCUUCGCUGCCAGGGACCUGCCGAUUGGCUCUUUGACAAUACGACCUUUUCGAAAUGGAUCAACGGCGUAGAACAGGAGCCCAGAAUCUUGUGGAUAAAAGGGAUUCCAGGAGCAGGCAAGACAUUCCUCUCCAGUGCGGUUGUCAGUCGGUUUCAACAAACGACAGAGGCCAUGACAGCCUUCGCGUUCUUGACAUACGAAGAAGCCGAAACCACAGCGCUGUCAACCAUUCACUCACUAAUCUUCCAGUUGGCCGAAAAACACGAAGAUCUCAGAACUAUCAUUUGUGAAUCAACUAGUGAAGCUUUACGAAGCGACCUUUCUGCUACAGGCAAACUUCUGUCGGAUCUCAUCCACUGCGCUGGGCCAGUCUACCUUGUGAUUGAUGGCAUCGAUGAGAUCAGCGAAGCCGAGCGCGGUAGGCUUAUUGCAGAAGUUGGCAAGAUUGCCGAGAUUUGUGUACAGGCAAGGAUCAUUUUGAGUUCACGGCCUGAAGCGGAUAUAGUACGGGGAUUGGGAGACGCUGUUACGACAAUCACGAUUCAAGACCACAAUGAAGCAAGCAUAGAAAGCUACAUCCGUCAGCGGAGUCAGGAAAUUUUCAGCGAGCGCCAAAUGCCCAAAAGCGCUCUGAAGAGCAUUUUGGAACUCUUGUCUCCAUUGGCAAGUCAAGCGAAAGGGAUGUUUCUUUACGCUCGACUGGUGAUGGAUAUGGUCUCGUCAAUGAAUGACCUAUCGGAGAUGGAGGAACAGUUCGGAGUACUUCCAGAAAACCUCGAUGAUGCGCAAGUCUCCCAUUACGAACAACUUUAUUACCGUAUCAUUCAGCGUCUUGGACAACAGAAGGACAAGAAGCAAGCACAACGAGCCCGACGGCUCUUGGGAUGGAUAGCCUCCUCCCCAAUUCCUAUGAGUGUCGAGGAAGCUACUCAAGCAUUAAUGGUCAACCCAGACAAGAGGGACCAAGUCUUCAAUAUAAUGGUGCUUGACGUCGUCAAGAUGCUCGGCCCAAUUGUCGAGACAGUGGAUACCCAUAUCCACUUUGUGCACUUCACUGCAAAAGAAUACAUAGUGAGCCCUCACCUCGGAACACGAGUGAUUGACAGUACUGAAGCUACAUUGAGUUUGGCGCUGUGCUGCAUCAACUAUCUAUGCCAAAGUCAUCAUGAUUCUGAUGUCACACCAGAGGAGAUUUCAAAGAAAGUUCUAACAGGGCAAUACGGCUUCCAUUCCUUUUCCUCAAUAAUGUGGUUCGAUCUGGUCUGUCAGUAUUUUCAAAUGCUUAGGUCAGCCAAUCCAUCAAUCAAGUUGAUUCAGUCUAUCCAAAGAUUGUUCGAUACCAGGAAAACUGAUCAUCUUGCAUCCACGGAACAACAUCAUUUCAGACACGGAGACCCUUUCAAAGAUUCAUUUGCACCGUUGAAGGCAAAACAGCCAUUAUUGUAUGCACUACUUCUCCAAGCCUUCGAAUUUCGCCAGGCUUCUUUUCUCUUCACAGGCAAGACGGAUCAAGACCCCAAGAAGAAUCACAAUGAUCCUCUCUCGAUAUCAGCCACAUCUCAACGCAUUCGUCAAUCCAUUGAUGGCGCCUUAUGCAACUCAGCACUUGCAUGUCUUCUGUCCUCCAAAUCCGAAGACCACACAACUUGCGAAGAUAUCCUGUAUUAUUAUGGACCACGACCCUUCAAGUGCAAAUUUCCAUUGUGCAAAUUCUGGCGCCACGGCUUUCCAACACGUGGCCUCAGGUAUGAGCACGAGAAAUCACAUGAUGUUCUUCUACAAUGCGACGAGCCUGGCUGCGUUUACAAAGAAAUCGGUUUCUUGUCCGAGAGGAUGCGGCGACUUCAUUCGCAGACAGCUCACCGAAACACUCCAGCAUAUGUCCCACAACGGAGCUUUGAUGGUCAAGAACUCAGUGUAGCUGAAGUUGAGACCAUUCUCUCUGAUCUGAUAAAACAUGAUGAAAUCGAACGUGUCCGGGAAGUUCUUGGUCUAUUUCCAAACGCCUUAGAUGAAGGCGAAACUCGACAUAAAUUGCAGUUACUUGCUGCAUCCAAUGCUUCAGGCAAUAUGCUCCAGCUUUUGGAAAAUCCAAUAAAUGACGGGGGUCUCGACGCCGAGGAGCGGAAGGAGGCACACGCAUGCAUCGCAGCAUCAAUAAGAGGCCGUAAUGCUAGUGCUUUGGAACAUUUCUGUUCUCGAUUCGGAAUCCAUCUCUUCAGCAUAGACAAAAUGUACUCCCGCAAGGAUGGCAAACUGCAACGCUUAUGGCUCACAAGACAACUUGCCUCGACAGAAUGGCGCGAAGGAGUUGAGAUAUGGUGCACAUGGCUUCAAGGUUUCCGUCAACACGACAAAACCCUGAACAAUAUGCUCAAGCGCCUGAUAGAUCCCAGCAUCCUCAGUGCAGCAGCAUCGCAUCCGGCUGGGGACCAGCAGCUGCUCGAUAUGUGGCGUAAACUGCGGAUCUUUCCCAUUGUGGGCCCGCGAUGUGUCAAUCAAGCCCUUAAGAACGUUGCAGGUUCCGGUUUGUCAAUUCUUUUGGCGACAUAUCUACUUGACUUAGGUGCGGAUGUCAAUGACAGAAGAAAAUAUAAGAUAACAGCCCUUCAUCGCGCUGCUCAGCAUGCAUCUGCCAAGGGGGCUGAGAUGAUGAGACUUCUACUCCUACACGGCGCUGACCCUGACUUGAACCAAGAAGCUCAUACUGUUCCGCAGAGGGAAGGAAGUGAUGUGCUAAUGCCAGGCAGGAGAAUACAAGACGAAAAAGGUGCAAAAGCCAUUCAUCAAUGGUUGGGGAUGAGUUGGGAUGAGCUUGUGGAGGACACGAAGCAAAAGCAAGUGGGGGCUGGGAAGCAAUUGAUCGAAGAAUUGUUGAAGGGUUAG
Molecule: messenger RNA, 5436 nt
Organism: Pestalotiopsis fici W106-1
Lineage: Eukaryota; Fungi; Ascomycota; Sordariomycetes; Amphisphaeriales; Sporocadaceae
Exons: 7
Coding region: 1-5436 (1811 amino acids)
Biological process (GO): protein phosphorylation
Molecular function (GO): protein binding; protein kinase activity; ATP binding
Source: RefSeq, a predicted model, not a curated record